GACGCUCCCUGCAGCCCCGCCCUGCCUCCCCCGUCCUGCAGGCGGCCGUCUAUAAAAAGCCUUGAGACGCAGGGACGGACACUUUCCACGUCAGUCAGACGGACAGUCAGACGGCCACAUACGACCCCCUUCUCUUCUCUGAGCAGCACCUAUCAGUCAGGAUGUCCAUCACUAAGAUUCACGCUCGUGAGAUUCUGGACUCCAGAGGAAACCCCACCGUGGAGGUGGACCUGUGGACAGCCAAAGGUCUCUUCAGGGCCGCCGUCCCCAGUGGAGCAUCUACUGGAGUCCAUGAGGCGUUGGAGCUCCGUGACGGAGACAAGAGCCGCUACCUGGGCAAAGGUACUCAGAAGGCUGUGGAGCACGUCAACAAGGACAUUGCCCCCAAGCUGAUUGAGAAGAAUUUCAGCGUUGUCGAGCAGGAGAAGAUCGACAAGUUCAUGCUGGAGUUGGACGGGACUGAGAAUAAAUCUAAGUUCGGAGCUAAUGCCAUCCUGGGUGUGUCACUGGCCGUCUGUAAGGCUGGAGCGGCAGAGAAGGGCGUUCCUCUCUACCGCCACAUCGCCGACCUCGCUGGACACAAGGAUGUUAUACUUCCUGUUCCUGCCUUUAACGUGAUCAACGGUGGAAGCCAUGCUGGAAACAAGCUUGCCAUGCAGGAGUUCAUGAUUCUGCCCGUCGGAGCCUCCAACUUCCACGAGGCCAUGAGGAUCGGAGCCGAGGUGUACCACAACCUGAAGAAUGUCAUCAAGGCCAAGUACGGCAAGGACGCCACCAACGUGGGAGAUGAGGGCGGCUUUGCCCCAAACAUCCUGGAGAACAACGAGGCUCUGGAGCUGCUAAAGACCGCCAUCGAGAAGGCCGGUUACCCCGACAAGAUCAUCAUUGGCAUGGACGUGGCUGCCUCCGAGUUCUUCCGCAACGGAAAGUACGACCUGGACUUCAAGUCCCCCGACGACCCAUCCAGACACAUCAGCGGAGAGCAGCUGGGAGACCUGUACCGCAGUUUCAUCAAGGGUUACCCCGUCCAGUCCAUUGAGGAUCCGUUUGACCAGGACGACUGGGAGCACUGGUCCAAGUUCACAGCUUCUGUAGAUAUUCAGAUUGUAGGAGAUGACUUGACGGUGACCAAUCCCAAGAGGAUCCAGCAGGCGGUUGAGAAGAAGGCCUGCAACUGUCUGCUGCUCAAGGUCAACCAGAUCGGUUCAGUCACCGAGUCCAUCCAGGCGUGUAAGUUGGCUCAGAGCAGUGGAUGGGGUGUGAUGGUCAGCCAUCGCUCUGGAGAGACUGAGGACACCUUCAUUGCUGACCUGGUGGUCGGACUGUGCACUGGACAGAUCAAGACCGGCGCCCCCUGCAGGUCAGAACGUCUUGCCAAAUACAACCAGCUGAUGAGGAUCGAGGAGGAGCUCGGAGACAAAGCCAAGUUUGCCGGGAAAGACUACCGCCACCCCAAGGUUAACUAAAGCUCUGCCUCCCCGCCGCUCUGUCGCCAUGGCAACUGACUGACGAUCUCUGUGGCUCCUCCCUUUCAAAGUAUGGGAUGAGAGGGCAGAGGUCAUAGAGGGUUUUUGACCCUGUUUUCCCAGAUAGAAUUCCAUGACUGUUUUCUACAAAAGUGAAUAAACAGUGACGAAGAAAA
Molecule: messenger RNA, 1642 nt
Organism: Melanotaenia boesemani (Boeseman's rainbowfish)
Lineage: Eukaryota; Metazoa; Chordata; Actinopteri; Atheriniformes; Melanotaeniidae
Gene: eno3
Product: enolase 3, (beta, muscle)
Exons: 14
Coding region: 162-1466 (434 amino acids)
Biological process (GO): glycolytic process
Cellular component (GO): phosphopyruvate hydratase complex
Molecular function (GO): magnesium ion binding; phosphopyruvate hydratase activity
Source: RefSeq, a predicted model, not a curated record